AAAACAGAAAAGAAACAAGUUUUUAUCCUUCCUUAAGGUUAAGAUUUGGGUGGCAUAUUUUCAAGUGGUUGAGAAAAAUUAUACAGCGGGAGUGUUGUGAUUUCUAAAUCUGAGAUUCUGAAUCUGAAGCUACGAUGAGAAGUUGAAGUUGAAGAAGCAAAAUGGUGAAGCAUUCGCAAGCGUGGUUGUUGUGAUUUCUAAAUCUGAGAUUCUGAAUCUGAAGCUACGAUGAGAAGUUGAAGUUGAAGAAGCAAAAUGGUGAAGCAUUCGCAAGCGUGGUUGGCAAUGCGGAGCAAGACUUGUGCGCUAACACUCCUGGCACUCUUGUCCCUCUCCACCCUCACCCUCCUCUUCCUCCGAACCACUUCCGAUUCCUGCACCCAACCUCAGGUUCGGAAUUUGGAUGCGCUUCAGCCUCGGACUGAUUCCAAGUUACCGAACCCUCUGGAAUUCAUGAAGUCGAAGCUCGUUCUCAUGGUCUCGCACGAACUCUCCCUCUCCGGAGGACCUCUCUUGCUCAUGGAACUAGCGUUUCUGCUACGCUCCGCCGGAUCCGACGUCGUUUGGAUCACCAAUCAGAAACCUCCUAAACCCGACGAUGUCAUCUACACUUUAGAAAACAAAAUGCUCGACAGAGGAGUGCAGGUGGUGGAUGCGAGAGGUGAAAAGGCUGUGGAUACAGCUCGUAAUGCAGACUUGGUGAUUUUGAAUACUGCUGUGGCUGGGAAGUGGCUUGAUGCUGUUCUCAAAGAAAAAGUUUUGGAGGUUCUUCCAAAGGUUUUGUGGUGGAUUCAUGAAAUGCGAGGGCAUUAUUUCAAAGUGGAGUAUGUUAAGCACCUCCCUUUUGUUGCAGGUGCCAUGAUCGAUUCGCAUACGACUGCUGAAUACUGGAAGAAUAGGACUAGGGAGCGUUUAGGGAUUAAAAUGCCUGAAACCUAUGUUGUACAUCUUGGAAAUAGCAAGGAGCUUAUGGAGGUUGCGGAAGAUAGCGUGGCCAAGAGGGUUCUUCGAGAGCAUGUUCGGCAAUCUCUUGGAGUGAGGAAUGAUGAUCUACUUUUUGCCAUCAUAAAUAGUGUUUCACGUGGUAAAGGGCAGGAUCUAUUUCUUCGGUCCUUUUAUGAAAGUUUGAUGCUCAUCCAGGAGAAGAAACUGCAAGUUCCAUCUUUGCAUGCUAUAGUUGUAGGGAGUGACAUGAAUGCUCAGACAAAGUUUGAAACAGAAUUGCGUCAGUUUGUCAUGGAGAAAAAAAUCCAGGACCGUGUUCACUUUGUUAACAAAACCCUGGCAGUGGCUCCUUAUCUGGCUUCUAUUGAUGUUCUUGUUCAGAAUUCUCAGGCUAGGGGAGAAUGUUUUGGAAGGAUAACCAUUGAAGCAAUGGCAUUUCGCCUGCCUGUACUUGGAACUGCAGCUGGGGGCACAGUGGAGAUUGUGGUGAAUAGGACAACUGGUUUACUGCACCCCGUUGGAAAAGAAGGUGUGACACCUCUUGCAAAAAACAUUGCGAAUUUGGCAACUCAUGUUGAGAGGAGGCUAACUAUGGGAAAGAAAGGAUAUGAGAGAGUGAAGGAGAGGUUUCUGGAGCCACACAUGGCACAGAGAAUCGCAUUGGUUCUGAAGGAAGUGUUACGGAAGGGUAGCCACAAUUAAAAUUAACCAGCUUAGGCAUUUCGCUGUUUUGAAAUUGUAAAUUCUACAGGGCAAACAUAAUGUUUUGGUGAGAGUGAAUUGUAUACCACCAUAUCUUAUGUCAUAUGUACCGUAUGCUGUAAGCAAUUGGUUGAUAUAUAGGAUUUUGAUAUGAUUAUUUUUGAA
Molecule: messenger RNA, 1812 nt
Organism: Glycine soja
Lineage: Eukaryota; Viridiplantae; Streptophyta; Magnoliopsida; Fabales; Fabaceae
Exons: 6
Coding region: 256-1647 (463 amino acids)
Molecular function (GO): glycosyltransferase activity
Source: RefSeq, a predicted model, not a curated record